AUGGCCAGCCCGGAGGAACCAGAAGGGGGGAACCCGCCGGGCCCCUCACGCAUCGACAGGAUCCUCGGCCGUUUCCAGCGUAUGCGUCUCAGCCACCAUCCAUCGCACGAGCAGCCUCCAGGAGCCCAGCAGCCUCACCCCACAGCCCAAUGGCAACGCACAUCCUGCCAGCGUCCAGCCGCCCAAAGCAAGACCUGGUACGCUCCCCAAAGGCCCCCGAUACCAUCACCCCCCCAAAACCCAUCAGGAUCGCCCAUCCGGAUGCCUCUGCCCAUCCCCGCCUCACGACCUCCAGCCCCACCAAGCCCUCCGAUCAAUCACCCGAAGCCAAUCGCCUUCCCCAUCCCACAACCAACCGGAAAGAAACCUCAAGCCCUGCCCCCAUCCCCCACACCCCUCAACACCAAUCAUGCUCGCCCAACAGAAGCCAGGCCCAAUAAUAACACCAUGUCUGCUUCACAUCCAAAGCCGGCCGCAUCCAAACCCCUGAGCAGCUCAAACAAACUAAACAUCAACCUGCCCAGCCCCAUCCAAACCCCGUCCAAGCCAACCCCAAACGCGCCCAACCCCUGGCACUCAAACCCAGCAGGAAAAGUUGCGAUCGAUCUCACCGGCCCGACCUCCCCAAACCCCGCCAAACAUCAGUCCACCGCGUCCAAGCCUCCAACCCCACACAGAAAGCCGAGCAAAACCGAGCCCCUCGCCGCGGCGAAGCCCUCGACGCCCAGCAAGCCCGCCACACAAACAAGCCGCCCGCCGAAAACGCCGACCAUCACCGCGGCGACCUCCCCAUCCGACUCGCCCACAGCCACUCCGUCGGCGACCGGCCGCUGUGCAGGCACGACUCAGCAGGGAAAGCCGUGCUCGCGCAGGCCGAUGAAGGCGAGCGAGGGGAUGGCCGAGCGGUUCGACGAGCUCGACGCGAUCCUCGGGCUCUCCAGCUCCGCCCAUGACGACCCGUCCCCCACCCCGCACUCCACAGUCCCCCGCUUUUGCUUCCAGCAUUACCACAAAACUCGCGCCCAAGAAGGCGCAUGGUUCGCCAAUAGCACAUGGGUCAAGUUCUCGGGUGCGUGCCCGCUUGUCCGCCCGGCUCGGGUGACCAUCGCGGGGUGCUGA
Messenger RNA from Puccinia triticina, 1119 nucleotides. RefSeq lists its product as uncharacterized. Lineage: Eukaryota; Fungi; Basidiomycota; Pucciniomycetes; Pucciniales; Pucciniaceae. The coding region runs from base 1 to 1119 and encodes 372 amino acids. The transcript has a single exon. The record is from RefSeq and is a predicted model, not a curated record.